Humulus lupulus (European hop) is the source of this 2142-nucleotide messenger RNA. RefSeq lists its product as uncharacterized. Lineage: Eukaryota; Viridiplantae; Streptophyta; Magnoliopsida; Rosales; Cannabaceae. Bases 1 to 2142 code for a protein of 713 amino acids. The record is from RefSeq and is a predicted model, not a curated record. The transcript is spliced from 3 exons.
AUGGAAGCGAAUGAACACACAAAGGAGAUUCUACAAGGGCAGCCUGCAAAAUUGUUAAGAUAUUUUCCUAUUACACCAAGGUUUCAAAGGAUGUUCAUAAAUGAAGAGACAAUUUCAUUCUUAAAGUGGCAUUCAACUAAUAAAAGAAUGGAUGGGAAAAUGAGCCACUCGGUAGAUUCAGAGGCUUGGGAUGCAGUUAAUGAGAGAUGGCCAGAUUUUUCACUUGAACCGUACAACCUUCGACUAGGAAUUUCUGCUGAUGGGGUCAACCCUUACAAAAAUAUGAGUUCUACAUAUAGUUGUUGGGCAAUAAUGCUCGUUGUAUACAAUUUUCCACCUUCAAUGUGCAUGAAGAAUGAAUUCACAUUUCUUUCUAUGUUGUUUCCUGGACCAAAACAACCUGGGAAUGACAUAGAUGUUUAUUUAGAGCCCUUAAUAGAUGAGUUACUAGAAUUAUGGAAAGGUGUGUAUACAUAUGAUGCUUCUACAAAGAAGUUUUUUAAUUUAAAGGCCAUGCUGUUAUGGACCAUAAAUGACUUUCCAACUUAUGGAAUCUUAGCUGGAUAUGCGACUAAAGGGAAGUAUGGUUGUCCUAUAUGUGGAGAGAACUCAAAUGUUGUUUGGUUGAAGCAUAGUAAGAAGAUGUCUUUUUGCAAUCAUAUUCGAUUUCUUCCACAACAUCACCCAUAUCGAAAGAAGAAAUAUACAACUACUAGGGCAAGGGAAAGAGCACCACAAUGUCCAACAAUAUUAAUAGGUGUUGAAGUAGCUGAGCAAUUAAGUGAAUUCACUAAUGAUUUUGGAAAGGGUAGAAAGAGGGGUCAUGGUUCAGAGUUUGAUAAAGGAUGGAGGAAAAACAUUCUUAACACAUUGUUGGAUUGUAAGGGAAAAUCUAAAGAUCAUUACAACUCGAGAUUAGAUUUGACAGAGAUGGGCAUUAUGACUCAUCUCUACCCAUAUGAAGAAGGAAUUACUCGUCUUCCUGCUGCAGCUUACACUUUGUCAAAAUCAGAUAAGAAGUUGUUUUGUAAGAGACUAUUUGACUUGAAAUUGCCUUAUGGAUAUAGUUCUAAGAUUAGCAAUUGUGUAGAUAUGGAGAAUCAUAAGCUAACAAGACUUAAAUCUCAUGACUGUCAUGUGAUUAUGCAGCAAUUUUUAGUUGUUGCUAUAAGGGGUUUAAUGGAUGAAGGAUGCAUAGAGACAAUCCUUCGAUUUUGUAGGUUUUUCCAUGAAUUGUGCCAAUGUGUGGUUGAUAAGGAGGAUAUUAUAAAAUUGGAAUUAGAAUCUGCAGAAAUUGUCUACAAACUGGAAGAAUAUUUCCCACCUUCUUUCUUUGAUCCAAUGAUUCACUUGGUUGUCCAUUUAGCGCGAGAAUUCAGACUUUGUGGUCCGGUUCAAUUUCAAUGGAUGUACCAUUUUGAGAGGUAUAUGAAAGUAUUGAAAGGAUUUGUAUCAAAUUAUGCACGACCAGAAGGAUGUAUCGCAAAUCGCUAUCUUGAUGUUGAAUGUGUACGCUUUUGUGAGACCUUUUUGAAGCAUAAUGAUAAUCAAGAUAGUACUGAAAUUGAAGAAAAUCCACUAUCAGCUGGAGAAUACUUUGAACUUGACCAAGGGGAUAUAUCAAUAGCCCACCGGUAUGUGUUAUUCAACUCAGAUAUUGUGGCACCAUUUCUCAAUAUCCAUAUGGAUGAGAUGAAAGAAAUGCACAAAAUAUUUGAGGAUAAUCAAACUUUUCUUUGGAAUCGACAUUCUGAAGGGUUCCUCCUAUGGUUUUAUGACAAGUUUCAUAAAAGAGGUGCUGAAAAAACUACUCAAAAUAGCGGUGUAUACGUGGAAUCACAUGGCAUUGGGCAGUUGAAUGAUACAGAAGAGUAUUUUGGAGUUAUCAAGGAUAUAAUAAUGCUUGAUUAUCAUACUUUUAAGGUGCCUUUAUUUUGGUGCGAUUGGGCAAAUAUUCGAAGUGGUGUUAAGAAGUUAGACUAUACCCUUGUAAAUUUUAAUAUAGGGCAAAAUCAGUCUAUUAGGGAUCCAUAUGUAUUAGCAUCUCAAGUUAAAAAGGCAUUUUAUGCAAGAGAGAAUGAGUGGUCUAAUUGGUAUAUAGCUUUAAAAGAUUCAAAUAGAGGGUGUUUGGGGCUAGAAUGA